AUGAAAGAGUGCAGCCAGAGGAUCGCUGGCGAUCAUGCCCAGUGGCUCGUUGAUGUGCUUUUACCACAAGCUGAAAUUUCUGCUAUAUGUCAGAAGAAGAACUGCAGCUCUCACGUCAGGCGCGCUGUCGUCACCUGCUUCUCAGCGGGAUGCUGCGGUCGCCACGGCAACCGGCCCGUGCGCUACUGCAAGCGUUGUCAUGUCAACCACCACAGCAGCGAGGUGGGGGCGUCAGCGGAGACGCAUCUGUACCAGACGUCUCCUCCGCCCAUCAACACGCGCGAGUGCGGCGCGGAGGAGCUGGUGUGCACCGUGGAGGCGGUGAUCAGUCUGCUGAAAGAGGCUGAGAUCCACGCGGAGCUGCGGGAGUUUGAGCUGAACCGCCGCCGUCAGAUGGGUCUGUCUUCAUCCCAUCAUUCCCUGGACAACAUGGAGUUUGACAACAAAGAGGACGACCAGCACGACCAGAGACUGCUCAGUCAGUUCGGCAUCUGGUUUCUGGUGAGUCUGUGCACGCCGAGCGAGAACACGCCGACAGAGAGUCUGGCGCGGCUGGUCAGCAUGGUGUUCCAGUGGUUCCACUCCACCGCCUACAUGAUGGACGACGAGGUGGGCAGCCUGGUGGAGAAGCUCAAGCCUCAGUUCGUCACCAAGUGGCUGAAGACGGUGUGUGACGUGCGCUUCGACGUCAUGGUCAUGUGCCUUCUGCCCAAACCGGUGGAGUUCGCCAGGGUGGGCGGUUACUGGGAUAAGUCGUGCAGCACGGUGACGCAGCUGAAGGAAGGACUGAACCGCAUCCUGUGUUUGAUCCCCUAUAACGUGAUCAGUCAGCCGCUGUGGGAGUGUUUCAUGCCCGAGUGGCUGGAGGCGAUUCGCACUGAAGUUCCUGACCAUCAGCUCAAGGAGUUUCGUGAGGUCCUCAGUAAGAUGUUUGACAUUGAGUUGUGUCCGCUGCCCUUUUCCAUGGAGGAGAUGUUUGGAUUCAUCAGCUGCAGAUUCAGUGGAUAUCCAGCAUCAGUGCAGGAGCAAGCGCUGCUGUGGCUUCACGUUCUGUCAGAGCUGGACAUCGUGGUUCCUCUGCAGCUGCUCAUCAGCAUGUUCUCUGAUGGUGUGAACUCACUGAAGGAACUGGCCAAUCAGAGAAGAGCUGGUGCUGCAGACCUGUCAGGAAGCGCAGGAGUCCGCAGGGUGAGUGUGGUGUCAGACCCCGGCAGGAGAGGGCAGCACAAUAACCUGAGUCCGUUUCCCAGUCCGUUCCGCAGCCCCCUGCACUGCAGCCCCUUCAAGAACCUCGGCCACGCUGCCGGAAACUGCGCCCUGGACCUGGACUGCGAUGAUGACGACAUGAACCUGGGCUGCUUCAUCCUCAUGUUUGACCUGGUGCUUAAACAGAUGGAGCUGCAGGACGAGGCGCUGACGCUGGGGCUGGAGAGCAGUCUGGGCCGGGAUGUGGUGGGCAUCAUCAACAGCGUGCUGCAGGCUCCGUGGGGCGGCUCGCACACCUGUCAGAAGGACGAGAAGGCUCUGGAGUGCAGUCUGUGUCAGUCCAGUAUCCUGUGCUACCAUCUGGCCUGUGAUCUGCUGCAGAGACUGACGCCGCGCGAGGAGACACGUCUGGUGGAACCAUCCGAGUGUCUGGAGGAGAGUUUGGUUUUCCCUCAAACUGAAUUCAAUCUUAAAUCAGAGAAUGGAGCAGAUAAAGCAGACGCUCCGUCAGAAAACCCCGGCAGCCACAAUCCCUCUCCUGAGAUCCCGCCAUUAAAGAAUAGUGCAGACAGGAAGUUCUUGUACCUACAGCUUCCUGUUUCUCUCAAGCUUCUGUACACCGUUCUGCAGGAGAUGAGUAAUGUUGAGGAGCCAGACAUCCUCUUCAACAUGCUCAGCUGUCUGAAGAUCCUGUGUUUGCACGGAGAAUGCCUGUAUCACGCCAGGAAAGAUCAGCCUCAGUUCCUGGCCUACAUACAGGAGAAGAUGCUCAUUCCCAGGUACCACUUCAUAAUAACAGCAAACCUACCGUAACGCUCCAUGACGUAGUUAAAAUCAUAUCAUGGCAGAUUAUGGUCAGGUGUGUUUCUCUGAAUGGCACGUUUCAUAUUCAGAUGG
Messenger RNA from Sinocyclocheilus rhinocerous, 2103 nucleotides. RefSeq names its product protein unc-79 homolog. NCBI's taxonomy places the organism in Eukaryota, Metazoa, Chordata, Actinopteri, Cypriniformes, Cyprinidae. The record is from RefSeq and is a predicted model, not a curated record. The coding region runs from base 1 to 2019 and encodes 672 amino acids. Gene Ontology annotation, molecular function: protein binding. The transcript is spliced from 15 exons.